AUGAUUUCCUUUGAAGUUAUGCUUUAUCCAAAGAGGAAAACACAAGGCAAAGUUGGUUAUGCAACUCUUAAGAUGGACAUGAGUAAAGCUUAUGACCGUGUUGAAUGGGGUUUUCCACAGGCAAUGAUGGUAAAGAUGGGAUUUUGUAUGGAAUGGGUGAAUAAAGUUAUGAAUAUGGUAACAACAGUUACAUAUCAAUUUAUUCAUGGUGGAAAGUCGUUCGGAAAUAUUUCUCCGAGAAGAGGUUUGAGGCAAGGUGAUCUAAUAUCACCUUAUCUAUUUUUGCCAGUUACAGAGGGUUUUUUAGCCUUGUUAAAGAAAAUUUCUUUCCAAGGAAGAAUUCAUGGUGUCAAAAUCUGCACUAAAGCACCAUCUAUUUUACAAUUAUUUUUCACGAAUGAUGCUUUAUAUCUCUUUAAAGCAGCAACGAAGGAGGCGAUGACUAUUAGGCAAUGCUUGGAGAUCUAUCAGGCAGCUUCUAGCCAACAGGUAGAUUUUCAAAUGUCUAAUAUAUUUUUCACUGGCAACACUAAUGCAAGUGUGUAA
Molecule: messenger RNA, 546 nt
Organism: Capsicum annuum
Lineage: Eukaryota; Viridiplantae; Streptophyta; Magnoliopsida; Solanales; Solanaceae
Exons: 1
Coding region: 1-546 (181 amino acids)
Source: RefSeq, a predicted model, not a curated record